UUAUCUCGUUCUCCAGGAUCGUUUGAUUACAGAAUAAACAGACUCUCAAUCAACUCUGGGCUUGAGUUUUGCUAGUUGAUAUUAAAACAUCAGCAUAUGGCCCUUAAUCUGGCCAGAAAAUCCAAGUCUAGAGCCUGAAAUCUCUAGAAGCCAAAGCUUGAAAUUUGAGGAAGUCAUGAUUUGGAAAACUUUAGGAGGGCACCGACCACAACGGUAGAAAGAUGACGCUCAUGCAACUGUUUGGUGCACUUUUCAUUGCGUACGGACCUCCCGCAUGUCUCUUCAUCAUCACAAUCGCUCGCAACCCGUUACGGGUAAUUGUCAUGAUCGCUGGGAUGUUUUUCUGGCUGGUAUCCUUGCUUUUCUCGUCCAUAUGGUGGUUUGCUGUGGUCCCUCUCAGGGACCAGCUAGCCUUUGGCCUGACGUUCUCGGUCCUGUUUCAGGAACUGAUGCGUCUCGGAUACUACAAGCUUCUCAGGAAAGCCGAGGACGGUCUGCAGCAAUUCAACCAGACAGGGCCACCAGACCCGAGGUCUGCUCCGAAUGCAAAUGGCACCACUUCAGACAGCGCACGCCACGUUUAUGCAUACGUGGCUGGUCUCGGCUUUGGGCUGAUGAGUGGCGUUUUGCAGUUGGUCAACGUUAUCGCUGACUCCAGGGGGCCCGGAACUGUAGGGAUUGAUGGGGGACCAUCGAACUUCCUCAUCACGUCAGCUUUCCUGACUAUGGCGUUUGUGCUCCUUCACAUUGUGUGGAACGUGCUGUUUUUCUGGGGUUGUGAGACGAAAAAGUACUACGUCAAUGCGAUCGUAGUGUUCUCCCAUUUCCUGGUAUCUGAAUUGACCCUUCUGAAUCAGGAGCAGCUCUAUACAGUCACCCUGCCGGUGGCCUACGCCAUACUCCUUGUCCAAACAGCCUGGGCCUUCAUCGUCGUUGGGGGCUCGGUGUCCAGCCUUCGCAAUGCCUUCAAGUGGAAAGCCCAGCGUUACGCCCUGUAAAUACGCCAAGUGGAUGAAAAGUAUACUCUUGUAAUACAUGUAGGUUCUGCGUAUCUGUAUGAUUUGAUCUGAAAACCCAUUUGAGCAAAGUUUUUAUCUGUUUAUGAUGGACUUGCAUGUUACUUCUUUUUAUAGAACUUGUUAGUUGGUGUUCAAGAUCAUUUGUUUCACCAAGAUUGGUUUCAUUAGCAAUAUCUGUGCCAGGAAAAAUUCCCUUCCGAUCAUGCAAGCAUGAAAUCCGAGAUAGCUGCCAGGAGUAAGACUUAUUCAAGUCAAUAGUGGUCAGACGAGGAAUGUUGACAUCAAAACAAAAAUGGUUCAACUGCUACAGAAGGAAAAUUUCCUAAAGGUGGCGUUUAGAGUGCACCACAACCCAUUCCCAUUGACAUGAUGUGAACGACAUCUCUAUCUUGAAACUCAUUUGUAAUUUUGUGUGGUACACGAGUAUAGUCACCAGACGGGUACUUCCUUAACUGAGUAAAGGAAAUAAACUUAAACUUUGUGGCAUUUCCUCUGAGUGUAACCAGAAUAGAUCAUUGCCUCAUCAUAUAGACCUUUAUCGUGGUACUGCCAUGUUUGCUUGUUCCCGGUAGACCCAUUGGCAACAGUGAUGCAACUUCACAUACUGAUUAAAGGGAACCGACUCUUCUUCCUUCCAGGCUCAGGCUGCAUCCGAAUCUCUCGUCUAGAGCUAGGUCUAGGUCUUCACUCCAUGCGUGGAGACGUGUAGACAAUAGACCUAGCCAUAGCUCUGGAAGCCCGUUUUGGACACGGCCUCAGUAUGGUUACAUUGCCUUGAAUGAUAGACAGGCAAGAUGGCUGCCCCAUGAUAGAGGUCUAUACCCUUUUUGUCUGGGUGCCUUCCAUAUGUAAGAAUAUAGGCCUGAGCAAGUUACAAAGCACCCUCUAUUUUGCAUCAAAUAGUGAUUGCUUCAAUAAUUAAGUAAAAGCUCUGCAAUACAUGUACAUGCAGCCCACUAUGGACGGUGUGCUGACUGUAAGGAUACACUUUACCACUGCACCAUUAACUGUGUAACUGUUACCAGUUUUCUGUGACGUUUUCCCUGUUAUUUUUUAUGUACUUUUUUGCCUUUAAUUUUUUCUUAAAGUUAAAAAAUAAAGAUGGAGUUUAUACCUAUGUGUAGGUUUUAAAUAAAGUUCAUGCAUCCUA
This is a messenger RNA of Acanthaster planci (crown-of-thorns starfish), 2169 nucleotides long. RefSeq names its product gamma-secretase subunit Aph-1-like. Gene Ontology annotation, cellular component: membrane. Gene Ontology annotation, biological process: protein processing; positive regulation of catalytic activity. The record is from RefSeq and is a predicted model, not a curated record. Lineage: Eukaryota; Metazoa; Echinodermata; Asteroidea; Valvatida; Acanthasteridae.